This is a messenger RNA of Diospyros lotus (date-plum), 2066 nucleotides long. Its product is annotated as pentatricopeptide repeat-containing protein At5g15010, mitochondrial. The transcript has a single exon. The record is from RefSeq and is a predicted model, not a curated record. Gene Ontology annotation, molecular function: protein binding. NCBI's taxonomy places the organism in Eukaryota, Viridiplantae, Streptophyta, Magnoliopsida, Ericales, Ebenaceae. Bases 1 to 1755 code for a protein of 584 amino acids.
AUGAUGUGGGGAGGUUUCAGAAGAAGGUUUACUAAAACCAUUUUAUCUGUUAAGCUUAGGGCCGCGGAUGUCAAUCCAAAAUCUGUCAAUCCAAUCCAGUUUCAGUUCCAAUGUGCUAACUCUAUUGCUGCCUUGAACUUGACCCCUUGUAGUGCUACUGGGAUUGUUACAAGCCCUUUGAGAUCUCCUCUCUUUGCAAUCUCUCUCUCAUCUUUUAGCUCCUUGAUAAAUGAAAAUCAAAUUGCUGCAUCAUUUAAAUCAUAUGACCAGAGUGAGGUUGAUGACAAUACCGAAGCUAGUGAAGAUGAUUGUAGUGAUGACGGCCUGGAUGUGAAAUUUGGCCAGGAUAUAGCAAUAGUUUUGAAGAUCUUACAGGAACCAGGAAGAAGGAUUUUUAAAGUGAGAAACAGGCUAGAGCAGUGUAGUAUCACUGCCUCCUAUGAGUUGGUUGUGGAGGUUCUCUCUCGGGUGCGCAAUGAUUGGGAAGCAGCAUUCACCUUCUUUUUGUGGGCUGCAAAGCAGCCCGAUUAUGCACAUUCCUUGCGAGCAUACCACUCAAUGAUCUCUAUUCUUGCAAAAAUGAGAAAGUUUGACACUGCCUGGUCUUUGAUCAAUGAAAUGAGGCGCACAAGGAGUGGUGAAUCUCUAGUGACCCCUCAGACUUUAUUGAUCAUGAUCCGACGAUAUUGUGCCGCACAUGAGAUUGGGAAGGCUAUUAGCACUUUUUAUGCUCAUAAGCUAUUCAAAUUUGAUAUGGGGAUGGAAGAAUUCCAUAGCCUUCUCUCUGCUCUUUGUCGGUACAAAAAUGUUAAAGAUGCUGAGCAUAUGCUUUUCUGCAACGAAAACAGUUUCCCAUUUAAUACUAAGAGCUUUAACAUUAUUCUCAACGGCUGGUGUAAUAUUCUUGGCAACCCACGCGAGGCAAAGAGAAUCUGGAGGGAGAUGGAUGAAAGAGGAAUUGUGCGUGAUGCUAUAUCAUACUCAAGUAUCCUUUCUUGCUUUUCAAAAGCCAAUAAGCUCAAUGAGGUGCUUAAGCUUUUCAAUCAGAUGAAGGCACUUGAUAUUGCUCCAGAUAGGAAAGUUUACAAUGCAGUCAUCCAUGCUCUUGCUAAAGGCAGGCUUGUGAAGGAUGCUCACAAUCUCUUGAUAACAAUGGAAGAAAAUGGCAUUGCUCCAAAUGCUGUUACUUAUAACUCGUUGAUCAAGCCUAUCUGUAGGGCUCACCAAUUAGACGAAGCCCGAGAGGUGUUCAGUGAAAUGUUGCAGCGUGGCCUGUCCCCAACUGUUCGGACAUACCAUGCCUUCUUUCGUAUUUUAAGGUCAGCGCAGGAAGUCUUUGCACUCUUACAGAACAUGAAAAAGAUGGGCUGCUGUCCAAACAAUGAUACUUACAUAAUGUUGAUUAGAAAGUUCUGUCGAUGGCGCCAGCUUGACAAUGUCCACAGGCUGUGGGGUGAGAUGAGCCAGAUGAGCCAAAAUGGUGGCCCUGACCGGAGCUCAUACAUUGCAUUGAUAUAUGGGUUAUUUUUGAAUGGAGAGUUGGAGGAAGCACACAAAUAUUACAAAGAGAUGAAAGCGAAACAAUAUUUGCCAGAACCAAAGUUAGAUGAGAUGCUUCAGUCUUGGGCUUUGGGCAAACAAAUUACAAACCGCCAGAUGAUAGAUUCAAGAGACAAUCAGUUGGAGCUUAGUCAUCUAGACAACAAAAGCAGGGUUACUUCUACAAAAUUUGAUAAGCAAAGUGUGUCUUACUAACAGCCUGAAACUUGAAGAGUUGUUAGAGAGGAUGGCUUUUCUCUGUGGGAUCACUAGCUUUGCAAGAUUGAUGAUAAAUUUUGCUGUUUAUAUAAGCAUGAUUUACUACUCAGCUAAUCCCAGGUGUGUUCAUGGCUCCUUACAGGUGCACAAAGCCUUGUUUUCUCAUUUGCAAGUAUCUCCUUAUGUUUUUCACCCUUCAUUUUUGUCAAUAACUUGUGUUCCUAUCCAUAAAGAAUCAACAAAUGUUCCAUUAAUUUGAAAAUGGAUCCUAACCUGUUGGCCAUACACUGUUUAACUGAAAUUCUGUU